This is a messenger RNA of Bombus pascuorum, 5129 nucleotides long. RefSeq names its product spondin-1. Lineage: Eukaryota; Metazoa; Arthropoda; Insecta; Hymenoptera; Apidae. Gene Ontology annotation, cellular component: extracellular matrix. Bases 419 to 3145 code for a protein of 908 amino acids. Gene Ontology annotation, molecular function: serine-type endopeptidase inhibitor activity. The transcript is spliced from 18 exons. Gene Ontology annotation, biological process: cell adhesion. The record is from RefSeq and is a predicted model, not a curated record.
GCAACGUUCAAGUCGGAACAGACAGCGGCGUGUGGGAAUAAAAAGUUUGAAACAACUCAUGACGUUUCUAGACCUUAAAAUACUACUCAAUAAAGGCCGACCUUGCACUCGAUUGAACUCUUUCGUCUGUUUCGCUGCGAGAACAUUAUUUGGAACGCAUAUGGAGUGUGCUGUCUGACCCUAGCGGAAGAAUCUCCUUUGAAACGCACUGCGCAGCCAAUCUGCGCAAGUGGUGAGUUGUUAUUAGCGCGCCUCGACAGACGCAGUCAGUUGGCCAGAGACUCGCGACCGUGACGGAUCUUUCGAAUGUUUAUUUCGAUUAUGUUUAACACACGUGACAUGAAGCACGAAAACCAACCGUUUUAAGUUCGGUCCACGUGUUCUCUACGCUCGUGUGCAAAUCAUUCCAGUUGUCAUCAUGGGAAUAAAAAGCUUAAGGGACGUCCGCAGCUUUUUGUUGCUGUUGGCUGCAGUAACGAGCACGAGUGCAACAAAAUGUAGCAGACUCAUAGACGGCACAACGAUGCCUCGUUCCAGCGCGGAAGAAAAAUACCACCUAUUUAUCACCUUGUUCAACCGAUCGGACAUGAUCUUCUCCUAUAUGCCAAAUACCAAAUACACUGUGACAUUGCAAGCAGACAGUACGGAUAUCAUGCCAAGAAAAUUCACUAGGUUUUUGAUAUCCGCCGAGCCGGAGAACGAAGAUGACACGGCAGAGAGUGGCAUCUUCGAUUUGCAAGACGAGUUGUUGACAACAUACUCGGAAAGUUGUCCGAACGCCGUAGUGGAGACCACGAAGAUGUCCAAAGAAGAGAUUUCUGUGGCCUGGACCAGCCCUUCCGAAGGUAGCGGUUGCAUAUUUAUCAGGGCAACGAUAUUGGAGACGCCAGAUACAUGGUACAUGGAUGAUCAGAACUUAGUGCUAAAGAUAUGUCAAGACUCGAGAGCCGAGGCGGACGACCAGGGGCAGGUUCUGAAAAAGUGCUGCGCCUGCGACGAGGCGAAGUACGAAGUUACUUUCGAGGGACUUUGGUCUAGAAAUACUCAUCCUAAGGACUUUCCUAGUAAAGGAUGGCUCAUUCGAUUUUCAGACGUGAUUGGAGCAUCGCAUACGGUUGAUUAUAGAUUUUGGAAAUACGAUGGUCUAGCCAGUCCUGGGUUGCAACAACUGGCUGAACUUGGAUCGACCAGGAAAUUAGAAUCCGAAUUAAAGAGUCAAAGUAAAAAGAUCAGAACUAUAAUUAAAGCCAGAGGAAUAAGUUAUCCCAAUGUGACUGGGAAAACUUUUGCGGUAUUCCGUGUUGAUCGGGAACAUCACCUGAUGUCUUUGGUGUCGAUGAUCGAUCCUUCGCCGGACUGGAUCGUCGGAGUUUCAGGUUUGGAAUUGUGCUUGGAUAGUUGCACUUGGAUCGAACACAAAGAACUGAAUUUGUACCCUUAUGAUGCGGGCACUGAUAAUGGAAUCACCUAUUUGUCACCGGAUUCGCCAACUGAGCCUCAAGAACCCAUCCGUAGGAUAACUUCGAGCUACCCAAACGACUCCAAGUCUCCGUUUUACGAUCCUUCCGGUUUAGAUAUGAAACCGCUUGCCAGGCUUUACUUGAACCGACAGAGGCUUUACGAGAAAGCCUGCAAGAAUGCGUCAGAGGAUGCGCCAUCGUCCACGGAUACGGGAGCCUGCAAAGUGACAGCAUGGCGCAACUGGACUGCAUGUUCGACAGCGUGCGGUCGUGGCACUCAACUCAGACAAAGAUAUUACGAGAACGAAGCUGCAGCGGUCGCCAACAAGUGCAACGUCUCGCUAAGUGACAGGCGUCAGUGUCUUGGACACGAUUGCAAUGGAGAGCGAAGAUCGGUGAAAGGAUGCAGCGAGUCCGAAGUACUACACGAAUGGAGCGACUGGAGUGAAUGCUCGACGACCUGCGGCCGCGGAAUCAGGACCAGAACAAGAGCUUUCAAGAACAAGAAAUAUAAACAGUGCAAAGCCUUCUAUAGCGACCAACAACUUCAACAGACCGACCAUUGCACGAAUUCUGAGUGCGAUGAAAAGAACGGAGAGGAGGUAAGCGAGAUGUCUAUCCAAAAGGAGGAGAAUGAUAACAAUGAGGACAAUGAUAACAAAGAAGAUUACGAGGAAGACGAAGCAACGUUGGAUGGAAUCGAGGAAUGGUCGCAAAAAUGCAUCGAAGAGCGUUACAUGCAAUGGUCCCUGUGGUCACCCUGCAGUUCUAGCUGCGGUAGCGGUACCCAAACGAGAUUUAGAAUGACCCAUGAGAAUUGGAAACGCCAUGAUGACGUGGAUCCUACAGAAUGCAGACACGAAGCGGUUCCCUGUCAAGCUAAGAUCGCAUCGUGUAAUUUUACGAAAGAAGAAGCAGAAGAAUUUUGCAAGAAACCGAAGGAAGAAGGACGAUGCAACGGUAACAUCAUUCGUUGGUAUUUCGACAAAGAGAAGGGAUGUAAAUCGUUCAAAUAUUCCGGCUGUGAUGGAAAUGAAAAUAAUUUUCCAACUGAACAGGAUUGCAAAAAAGUUUGCGAUAGCUAUCAGAAAGAUUUAAGGACUAACUUGUCAACUAUGGCGAAAAGCUAUAAGGUAUCCCUCAGCAGCGUUCUCAGCUAUCACAUACCUGCACAGGGGCAACGCAGUACGAAGACAAAGCGAGCACACCAUGAGAAAUUAAAAUUCAGAGGUAUAGAAGCAGACAGUCAAAUGAAAUCGUCUUAUAAUGCGGAAGACGUCGACUGUCAGGUAUCCGAAUGGAGUAGUUGGUCUAAGUGUGCAGGUUGUCGUGGAUAUAAAAAUAGUACAAGAGAAAUUAAGGUACCACAUAGGGGUAAAGGUAAACGAUGUCCAACAAAAUUACAUCGUAAAAGAAAAUGUCGUAAAGAUCCAUUGUGUUCCUUGCAAGCUGAUGUUCCAAGGCGACGUAUAUACCGUGACCAAAGUUUGAAGGUAGAAGAAAAUCAAAUUUCAGUUGACUGUAAAAUGACACAAUGGUCUAGAUGGUCACGUUGUACAGCCACUUGUGGAGAAGCAGCACAACACAGGACAAGAAUAGUCAAAGUUCAACCUUUUGGUCCAAAAGGCAAACUUUGCCCUUCUCUGGUAGAGUACAGAAAAUGUUAUACAGGGAGAUGUCCAUAAUAAUGUUCAUCUAUACUUUUUACAUAUCCAUUUUUUAUUUUAUUUCUUUGUCUUUAAAUGCAUUUGAAUCUGAAAUUUUAUUUAUGUAUCAUUAAAUCAAGCAUGAUUUGACAUGAAAUAGAGUUUUUGCAAUUAUAAUACAUAAUAAAAGCUGUUAUAAAAUAUUACAAUCUCUUGACGUAAUAUAUUUUCCAAAAAUUUAUGGUACUAUAAAUAAGAAUUGACAAUCAAUACCUAUUAGAUAUCACCUAAUUAUACUAUAUGUUACAAUAUUAGUUUUGAGGAUGCUUGAUGCAUUGAUACAUAAUAUUUUAAAAUCGAAUUUGUUUAAUUUUUUAUCGCUUUUAUUGCAAGAUUUAAAAUAAAGAAGUGUUCAAAACCGAAAUUAUAUUCUGAUAAACAUGUUGGAAGGUAUAUAUGAAUUAGCAGCAAAACAAAUAUGCAUUGAAAAAAUUCUUUUGUUUAUAGAUAAAUAGAAAAUAUUUAUGAUAAAUUUUAAAAUCAAAUUAGUGUAAUACAACGCACAAACUAUCGUGCUACAAUUCUUGUCUACCUUUUUUUUUCAUUCUUUUCAGUUAUUCAAUAUUGAAAAAUAAUAACGAAUCGUUAUGAACUACAUGUAUGGAAUACUUCAUAUAUAUAUAUAUGCAUAUGUGAUAUGAGUAACUGUAAUAUAUAAUUACACAUAUAUUGCAUAUGAGUUUACAUAUAAUGUAAGUAAUUCUUUCAGUCAAAAAAUACCGCAUUCCAAUUAUUCAUAAAAAAUAUGUUCAAAAAAAAAAACAAAUACAAAAAGAAAAAUACAAUUUAUGCGAAAAAGUAUGUAGUAAAUCGAUAUUUAAAUUAUUAUUAAAAAAUGUACUGUUUUUCAAAUAUUUUAAAAGCCAAUCUAUGUAUAGUAGCAAUAAAUAUGUUUAUCUGUACAAGUAUUAUUAUAAAAUAUAUAUUUGUUGCAUUUAUUAUAUAAGAUUUAAAAAAAUAUAGAUCUCAGUUUAAGAUCGAAUAUUUCAAUUAGUGUUUAUUAAAAUUAUAUGUUUAAGAUGUAAGUAAAAUUAAUUGGGUAAAAACUAUCAACAUGGAGAAAAUAUUUAUAAAUGAAGAGUGUAAUAAUAGUUUUUACAUAUAUGCUAUUAUUCAAAAGCUUAAUCCAAUAUUAUUUCCAAGUAAAGUAAAUGUAAUACACAAUAUUUAUAUUUCAAAUAACCGUAAUAGUUAGUCAGUUUUUAUUGAUUUUACACUAUUUGUUAAUCGUAAUCUUUCCUUUCUUUCUCAUCUUAGCAUACUGUAAUUAAUCUUAAGGAUAAGAGUAUAUAUGUCACAUAUCGCUAGAUAGUAAUAAGUCAUUAUUAAACAAGACAGUCAAGUUACUAUAUUCACUUACAUAUGUAUAUCUGACAAUAAUGAUACUAAUCAUACUAUACAUAUAUAAUAUAGUAUUAAAUGAAAUUCAAAACUCUGUUCUCUCCUAUAUAAUAUGAAUAUAGUUGGAAAAUAUAUUAAUAACAUUGUUCAACACUGAAUUAUGAUCUGCCAUAUCCAUUAGAUGAUUAAACUAUUCUAUUUUAAAACGAAUUCGGAAGUAGAACUGCUACAUCGCCCUCAAUUUUUUAAAAAGUGCAAGUUCUUGUAGCGGUGAAACACACGAUUUUCCACCCCAUGGCGCCAUUGCUCAUUUGCUUGCACUGAUCCGAUGAAUUCACUUUUUAUACGCAAAAUGUUCGAUUUUUUUCAUAUAUGUAUGUAUUCUUAGACACUAUAUAAUAGCAAAAUUAUAAAGAACUUCUCAGACAAUACUAUGUACCGAUACGAUUACAUGUAGCCGUUUGGCAGCAAAAUACCGUGUAUAUCUUUCUAAAGUUCAAUGAUAAUACCUAAUCGUUUAAAAUUACAAAAUUUAAUGACUUUUAUAUCAAUAUGAUAUUAAUAUAAGUGAGAUAAGAUAUCGAUAUAGUUUUCAUCAUUCUUAAUCAAAUUCUUGCAAAAA